This is a messenger RNA of Epinephelus fuscoguttatus (brown-marbled grouper), 1449 nucleotides long. RefSeq names its product zinc finger protein 239-like. Gene Ontology annotation, biological process: regulation of transcription by RNA polymerase II. Bases 15 to 1370 code for a protein of 451 amino acids. NCBI's taxonomy places the organism in Eukaryota, Metazoa, Chordata, Actinopteri, Perciformes, Serranidae. The record is from RefSeq and is a predicted model, not a curated record. The transcript is spliced from 4 exons. Gene Ontology annotation, molecular function: DNA-binding transcription factor activity; RNA polymerase II cis-regulatory region sequence-specific DNA binding.
AGCCGGCUUUAACAAUGGCGAACCGCUUCUCUUUCCACUCACAGCUCUCCACCAUCAUGGAGACGAUGGCCAGGUCUGCCCUGAGUCAGAUAUGCAAGCUGGUGGAUGAAGACACGGCGGAGCUCCGGCUGCGGUUGUCUCAGCUCCUGGUGGCUAACACCGCCCUGGCAGAGAAAGUGAACAGCCUGGAGUGCGAGCUGACCAUUGUGAGAAGCGACUCCCCCAGACUGUGUAAAAGUUAUCGCAGCGUAGGUGUACAAACUGUGUGCCACGGGGACGGGGACGCUUAUGGGUCUGGGUCGCCCACCAUAGAGGGGAUCUUUGGGAAAGAUUGGUGUAUGAAUCUGUGGAAAGACAGAGACCCGUGCAGUGUGGAGAGAGACUCACCGCAGUCCUCUGAGUUCACGGCGACACUGUCCAACCACAUUACUGUGACUGAGAUCAAAGAGGAGGAUGUGGAGGACGCUACCAGCAGCUGCCAGCAGGAAGCACUUAGUACAGAAGCAGAACAUAAAGAAAGCAUGGCUGAGGAACCAGAGCAACCGUCAGUGGGUAUCUCAGCCGACGGCAGCACUUGCAGCCUGCCGUUUGAUCCGGAUGCAGAGCCGGCUGUGUGUGCAGGCGGUAUGGAAGAAGAGUCCAUGCAGCUGAUUUGCAUCAGUGACUCAGAGGAAGCCUUCAGCUCUCAUAUCAUUCCAAUAGAGGAGGAGGAUGAUGAUGACGAUGACAAUGUAGAGUUUGUUACAGAAAGUCAGCAAGAGCCGACGAUGAACGCUGAAUGUGGGCCCAGUAAUGAAGAACAGCACACUUUACCUGCAGACAACUCAGACAACAGCACAGCUCCAGAUGAACACACGGGUGACGACUUUAAUAUGCUUCAGGUAGAAAGCACAAGAGCCCCGGACAAUGGGAAAUUCAGUUGUGAAAUAUGUGGCAGGACGUUCUUCCACAAAGGCACCCUAACACACCACAUGAAGUCCCACAAGUCCAACUUUUGCAACAUUUGUAAGCAGCACUUCCCUCGCCGGCACAAGUUCAACACGCACACCUGCGUGCCCCCGGCUCCCUCUCAGCCGGUCAGCAGAUCAUGCGAGCUGUGUGGGAAGACCUUUGCGAAUCCAUCAGCUCUGAGGAUUCACUACCUCGUCCACACGGGAGAGAAACCACACAGGUGCAGCUUCUGUGGGAAAGGGUUCACCCAGAAAGGCAAUCUGAAAUGUCACCUUCGUAUCCAUACUGGAGAGAGACCGUUCUGCUGUGUCAAAUGUGGGAAGACAUUCACGCAAAAGGUCAACCUCAACCAUCACUUAAUGUCGCACAGAAAACAAGAGUUCCCCAAGGCUAGGAGACAUCAACCUGUCAGGGACUGACAAGAACUAUAGCUUUAUUUAUCUGAAUGCGUCAUGUGGUACUCAUGUUAGUGUAGGGGCAUUUAAUGCCAUGUUUGUA